GGCAAUAUAGCCUUGUUUGAGGCAUGCUGUAAGGAGCGGAUCCAGCAGUUUGAUGAUGGUGGAUCUGAUGAAGAAGACAUUUGGGAAGAAAAACAUAUUGCAUUUACACCAGAGUCCCAGAGGCAUUCCAGUUCGGGCAGUACGGACAGUGAAGAAAGUACAGAUUCUGAAGAGGAGGAUGGAACAAAACAAGACUUGUUUGAAUCGCGCACCAAUACAGAGGACAAAAUGGAAGUAGACUUAAGUGAACCACCAAACUGGUCAGCUAACUUUGAUGUACCCAUGGAGACCGCACAUGGUGCCAGUCUGGAUUCUGUUGAGUCUCAUGUGUGGAGUACAGAAGAACCUAUGCCAGCAAAAGAAACUGGCUGGGCUUCCUUUUCAGAGUUCACAUCCUCUUUGAGCUCAAAAGAUUCCUUAAGAAGUAAUUCUCCUGUGGAAAUGGAAACAAACACAGACCCAAUUGAUCCCUUGAAUGCAAAUGUAACUGCCCUUGCAACACAGCUAGAGACCCCAGGAAGUGUUGCUAUGGAGGCCAGCUCAGAUGGAGAGGAUGAUGUAGAAAAUGCAGACAAGGUAACUGAAACAGUAAUGAAUGGCAGCAUGAAGGAGACACUGAGCCUUACUGUAGAUGCUAAAACUGAAACGGCUGUUUUCAAAAGUGAGGAAGGAAAAUUGUCUACCUCACAGGAUGCUUCUUGUAAAUACAUCGUAGAAGAGAAUGCAGAGGUUGGAGAAGAGGCUCCUUCAGCUCUGCAGCCUACUAACAGCAGUCCAGAACAGAGGACUGGUCAACCCAGCUAUUUAGGAGAGACAUCUGUUAAUGGCCCUGUAUGAUAUGUGAUGUCUACUACCUUGGCUGAAGAAAGUGAACUGAUAUCCAGGUGUUUGAGUGUUUCUUGAGGAUUUCAUCUAUACCCUGUUGAAGCCAGUCACUGCUGCACUAAUUUCGCAAGGGAUCAGGACCAGCAACAUUUAUAUUCUAGAUUUUAAGACAUUGUACAGAAAUACAUAAGUGUAAAAAUAUUGCACAUUGAGAAAUACCAAUAAUUUUUGCGUAUGUUUAUAUUGUAUUGUUCUAAAUAAUGGGUGGCCUGUGAAAUAAGAUCCUGCUACCUAUGUAAUGAUGACAGUAGUGUUACUAUAGUUAAAAUGGCUGUAAGAAUAGUUUUAUAAAAAAAUGAAUACACAAAUCUAAUGUAUUUGAGACAUAACUAUUUGACGAUUAGUGUGACCAAAGUAUUUAGCAGUUUUCAUACAUUUUUUCACCUUGUAAAAAGAAAAGAAAAAAAUUAAUUCAUGUUUCUUCUGAAACUGAAAUGCCCUAUAAAUGUUAUUUUGGUUGUUUUAGCUUACAAAAGUGAUUUAAGUAAGAAUUUUCUGGUGUUCAACAUUUUACAACAGUUUUUUUAAUUGGUAAUUGUUUUCUGUAUUGUUUAAAACAGAUCAAAAAUGUAAGUCUAUUGGUAGAGAUUUUAAGUAUUUAUUGCUACAACUUAGUUGACAAAUUGAUGUUACUGUAAAGCCAUAUGUUUCUGUUAAGUCUUGUUUGCUUGAAACAGUACCUUACAGGUGAAACACUAGAAUAUUUGAAGUGCACAUGGUUUGUUGCGUUUAAGUGAUUCACCUGCCUUUUAACCCAUUCACCAAGAUUUAGUUUAAUACCAAGCAUUAUACAAUGGAACACUUCAGAACAAUCUGUGUAUUUAAAACGCUAUAAUCCUUUUAGACAAGUCAAGUAAAUGAAAUGCCCGUGCUGCUAAUGUAAUUACAGUACAUGCAUUUUAAAAGUAUAUAGUGUUUUUAAUACAAAUUUUGGCAGCAGAGCAUGUUAAUUGUUACUUCCACUAUACUGAUCUGUGUGAGGCUUUCAUUUGUAUGUUCUAAACCAGUUUUUUCACAGCUGGUUUGUGUAUAUAUAUAUAGUGAUUAUGGAAACUAAUUCUGUGUAAUUUAUAAUUUUCUAUGUCACUGUAAAAUUCCAACAGCCUUCUCAAACAAACAGAAGCAAUAUACUGUAUAUUGCCACACUGUCUGGUGAAAGGGUUAAAGUACUUCACCUCCUGCACUUUCAGAUGCAAAUCCAUUUUUGUUUCUGUAAUAGUUAUAUUCAUUUAUUUUUUACAUCAUUUGUUUUCCUGACAAGUAUUUAAAGCCAAAAGUAUACUCUAAACAACAGCCAAUGAUUUAUUUUAGAAGGCAUCCCAAGCAAUGUGCCUAAACAUUACAUUGCAUACAGAAAUAAAAAAAAAAACCAAACCCACAUGUAUAUAAUGGCAUUGCCCUUAUUGCUUCCUCUCUUGCAUUUUCUGCAGCAAAUUUCAAUGGCACUCGUCAUUGUAAAUUGUUACAAACUGAACAGAUGUGUGAAAAUGGAGGGGGGAAAAAAACACAGUAUCAUAGGUGGAAUGGUAACUAUGGUUGCCCUUUUAUUGUACUUUAUAAAUGAUGGAAU
This is a messenger RNA of Pelecanus crispus (Dalmatian pelican), 2455 nucleotides long. NCBI's taxonomy places the organism in Eukaryota, Metazoa, Chordata, Aves, Pelecaniformes, Pelecanidae. The record is from RefSeq and is a predicted model, not a curated record.